GGGAUGAACUAUAUUCGGCUAUGCAGCACCCUUAUACACUCUUUAUCUAGCUCUCUUGGGGUCGCUUUCAACAUGCUCCUGAUUUUUCUGGUUUUGAAGAAAACCACAAAACAGCUCAGAACAUAUUCGAUACUAAUUUUCAACUUUGCAUUGUGCGAGUUUUGCACGUGCUUAGCAGAUUUGUUGGCACAGCUUCGCGCUACACUGCUAUGCCCAUGCGCUAUGGAGUUUGCUAUUCUCAUUCUUGUAUCGUUUUUAUGUCAAAAGCGGACACCACCGAGUAAACGCAUCAUCGUAGCGAGUAUUCUUGUAAUGUACAUACCGUCAUUCCUCCAAUUGAUGACCUUCUCUUUUGCCAACGAUAACGAGGAUGAGUUGAAAAGAAUCGUUGAGAAGAAGUAUGGUUACGAUAUGCACUCGGAAUACGUUGGCGGUUUCAAAAACACUCUGGGUUGGAGGUCACUUCCUGGAGUUCUCCAUAUAACAUUACCCGUUGCUCCUGUAUACAUCGCCAUUCUUGUGCUUAGAAAACUUACCAUUUCGAUACUUAGCCGUGGAAUGGUCAUGUCAGAGAGCAAUCGACGACUUCACUCACAAUUGCUUCAGGCGCUCACGAUCCAAGCCUGCUUACCCAUUUUCUUUCUACUAGCCGUCAUCGUGUACGCCAUUGAACAGUUGAAUAUUUGUCAUCAUCCUCUUCUUGAAUAUUCCUGUUUCAUGCUAGUUAGUUUCAUUCCAAUGUUGAGUCCUCUCACCUCAUUUGUUUUCAUUCGUCCUUACAAUGUUUGGAUCAAAGAGACGUUUCUACGCCGGACAAAAGUGUCCUCCAGCACCAGGGUAUCGACAGUUACGUCAACAGCCAGAAUCAGUGACCAGAACAUCAAGCUCUGA
This is a messenger RNA of Haemonchus placei, 891 nucleotides long. The record is from the annotation of a GenBank genome assembly. NCBI's taxonomy places the organism in Eukaryota, Metazoa, Nematoda, Chromadorea, Rhabditida, Trichostrongylidae.